This is a messenger RNA of Penicillium diatomitis, 1254 nucleotides long. RefSeq lists its product as uncharacterized. NCBI's taxonomy places the organism in Eukaryota, Fungi, Ascomycota, Eurotiomycetes, Eurotiales, Aspergillaceae. The record is from RefSeq and is a predicted model, not a curated record. Gene Ontology annotation, molecular function: protein binding; 6-phosphogluconolactonase activity. The transcript is spliced from 2 exons. Bases 1 to 1254 code for a protein of 417 amino acids.
AUGCGUCUCACCCAAACCUCCACCCUCCUGUCGCUGCUCGCCCUCACCGGCGCAACCUCUCUUAAACAUCACUCCACCUCUCGUCUAUGGGCCACCCAUUACAAUGGCAACCUGUACUCCCUCGCCUUCGAUGGCAAGAGUCUCUCCUUGACCGACACCACCAAGACCUGCGGCACCAUGCCCAGCUGGUUAACCUUUGAUCCAGAGACCCAGACCGUCUAUUGCUCGGAUGAAGCGGGCACCACCGAUCCCAGUACGCAUGGUUCAUUGUGGGCGUAUCACGCCGGGCGAGAUGGCUCGUUGCAGCAGUUUGCCAAGACGGAUACCGUGGGCGGUGGUGUCAAUAGCGUCAUCUAUGAAGAUGAUCAAGGUGACAAGUACCUGGCCAUUGCACACUACGAAGGAGCUGCGGUCUCCACAUUCUCUCUCCCUCUCCAUGAUAACGAUCCAGCGCUUCAGGAAUUCCACUUCAAGUUGACUCGGCCUGGAGCCGUCGCGCAACAAGACACUCCUCACCCGCACGAGGUCUUCCUGGACCCGACCGGUUCGUUCGUCCUGAGUCCCGAUCUGGGUGCCGACCUCCUGCGCGUCUACUCCAUUAGUGGCGAAUCCGGAAAGCUACAGGAGUGUCCUCCUGUCAACAUCACCUACGGGAGUGGCCCGCGUCAUGGCGUCUUCUGGUCCGAUGGAACGGACGGCAAGGCAAGCCCCGUGCGGGCUCACGCUGGCCGUGGCUCUUCCUCCCGCCAGACUCAAUCUGUAGGCAAGACGAUGAUGUACUUGGCCAACGAGAUUGGCGGCACCGUGGAUGUGUUCAACGUCGCCUAUGCACGCUCCGGCUGCCUGUCCUUUGAGAAGAUUCAGACCAUGGUGCCCUACACAAACGGCGUGAUGCCCCAGGGUGCCACACCCGCGGAGAUCCGGUUGAUCGGUGAUGCCCUAUACGUGUCCAUUCGUUCUGACCAGGGGUUUGCCCCCAGUGACAGUAUGGUGACCCUGAACCGGUCGCCACGUACAGGAACUGUCGAGGUACGAGAAAAGACGUCCGCUUUUGGCAAGGUGCCCCGUACGUUUGUGAUCAACCGCGCAGGUGAUCUGGUGGCGAUCGGUAACCAGGCCUCGUCAACGGUGGGCAUUGUCCGAAGGGAUCCCAAGACCGGCAAUUUGGGCGAGAAGAUUGCUUCUUUGCAGGUGGGUGAGACUGCUCAGCCGGGUACUGCUGAAGGUCUUAGCAGCGUCAUCUGGGACGAGUAA